GGCGGUUUGAAUUUUGCGAAUGGAUUAUCAUUUAAAAUGUGAAUUAUGCGGAGAAAAAGUGCAAGUAGAUUCUAAAUCGACGAGCCCUUUGGGAGCACAUUUGUUAGUCCGUCACCCUGACGUCGAUUUAACCUAUUUUUCUAGUUUCGAGGAUUUAACAGUCAGAAGGAACCACGUUUGCGUAAAUAAAUUUAAGGAUUUUGUCGAAGCAAAUAAUAAAACGACUCUAAGGAAAAAUGUUAUUUCCACCACUAUUGAGAGUUGGGAAAUAAGCACAUGUAAAUUUUUGUGUCCCAAAUGUGGAAUAAAAGAUAGGCCGGAGAUUCGAGUACGAACGACAAACAUCGUAGAUGCACCAUUCAAUAGAUUACUCCUUUUGGCGUGUUGGCCUUUAUGCUUUUGGCCUAUGUCCAAUACAGCAAACAGCGAAAAGAGAUUGUUUUGCCGAUCCUGUGGUAAUGAUUUAGGCAAUUUCGAUCGCCUAAAAUGUACUUGUAAAUGUAUAUCUUAACUA
Messenger RNA from Phyllotreta striolata, 514 nucleotides. The record is from the annotation of a GenBank genome assembly. Lineage: Eukaryota; Metazoa; Arthropoda; Insecta; Coleoptera; Chrysomelidae.